This is a messenger RNA of Mercenaria mercenaria, 2059 nucleotides long. RefSeq names its product fibropellin-1-like. The transcript is spliced from 18 exons. The record is from RefSeq and is a predicted model, not a curated record. NCBI's taxonomy places the organism in Eukaryota, Metazoa, Mollusca, Bivalvia, Venerida, Veneridae. The annotation marks the transcript as partial. Gene Ontology annotation, biological process: Notch signaling pathway. Gene Ontology annotation, molecular function: calcium ion binding; Notch binding.
AUGAACUCUGUUGAGAAACGUGUCGGUAUAUCAUCUCUGUGUUUUUCUAUCCAGAAUUUUAGUGCUGUUAUUCCUAAGUCGUGUGUGAUAUUAGAAUAUAAAGAUUCUACGUCAAAUGAGGCUAACAUAGAUGACUGCACCCCGAACCCUUGUCAAAAUGGUGGUACAUGUGCUGAUGGCGUUAACACGCACACAUGUACAUGUGUAGACGGCUAUGAUGGAGCUAACUGCGAGAAUAAUAUAGAUGACUGCGAUCCAAACCCUUGUCAAAAUGGCGGUACCUGUGCCGAUGGCGUCAACUCGCACACCUGUACUUGUGUAGAUGGCUAUGAUGGAGCUAACUGCGAGAAUAACAUAGAUGACUGCACUCCGAACCCUUGUCAAAAUGGUGGUACAUGUGCUGAUGGCGUUAACACGCACACAUGUACAUGUGUAGACGGCUAUGAUGGAGCUAACUGCGAGAAUAAUAUAGAUGACUGCGAUCCAAACCCUUGUCAAAAUGGUGGUACCUGUGCCGAUGGCGUCAACACGCACACCUGUACUUGUGUAGAUGGCUAUGAUGGCGCUAACUGCGAGAAUAAUAUAGAUGACUGCGAUCCAAACCCUUGUCAAAAUGGUGGUACCUGUGCCGAUGGCGUCAACACGCACACCUGUACUUGUGUAGAUGGCUAUGAUGGCGCUAACUGCGAGAAUAACAUAGAUGACUGCACCCCGAACCCUUGUCAAAAUGGUGGUACAUGUGCUGAUGGCAUUAACACGCACACAUGUACAUGUGUAGACGGCUAUGAUGGAGCUAACUGCGAGAAUAAUAUAGAUGACUGCGAUCCAAACCCUUGUCAAAAUGACGGUGCCUGUGCCGAUGGCGUCAACUCGCACACCUGUACUUGUGUAGAUGGCUAUGAUGGAGUUAACUGCGAGAAUAACAUAGAUGACUGCACUCCGAACCCUUGUCAAAAUGGUGGUACAUGUGCUGAUGGCGUUAACACGCACACAUGUACAUGUGUAGACGGCUAUGAUGGAGACAACUGCGAGAAUAAUAUAGAUGACUGCGAUCCAAACCCUUGUCAAAAUGGUGGUACCUGUGCCGAUGGCGUGAACACGCACACUUGUACUUGUGUAGAUGGCUAUGAUGGAGCUAACUGCGAGAAUAAUAUAGAUGACUGCGAUCCAAACCCUUGUCAAAAUGGUGGUACCUGUGCCGAUGGCGUCAACACGCACACCUGUACUUGUGUAGAUGGCUAUGAUGGCGCUAACUGCGAGAAUAACAUAGAUGACUGCACUCCGAACCCUUGUCAAAAUGGUGGUACAUGUGCUGAUGGCGUUAACACGCACACAUGUACAUGUGUAGACGGCUAUGAUGGAGAUAACUGCGAGAAUAAUAUAGAUGACUGCGAUCCAAACCCUUGUCAAAAUGGUGGUACCUGUGCCGAUGGCGACAACUCGCACACCUGUACUUGUGUAGAUGGCUAUGAUGGAGCUAACUGCGACAACAACAUAGAUGACUGCACUCCGAACCCUUGUCAAAAUGGUGGUACAUGUGCUGAUGGCGUUAACACGCACACAUGUACAUGUGUAGACGGCUAUGAUGGAUCUAACUGCGAGAAUAAUAUAGAUGACUGCGAUCCAAACCCUUGUCAAAAUGGUGGUACCUGUGCCGAUGGCGUCAACACGCACACCUGUACUUGUGUAGAUGGCUAUGAUGGAGCUAACUGCGAGAAUAACAUGAUGAAUGCACCCGAACCUUGUCAAAAUGGUGGUACAUGUGCUGAUGGCGUUAACACGCACACAUGUACAUGUGUAGACGGCUAUGAUGGAGCUAACUGCGAGAAUAAUAUAGAUGACUGCGAUCCAAACCCUUGUCAAAAUGGUGGUACCUGUGCCGAUGGCGUCAACACGCACACCUGUACUUGUGUAGAUGGCUAUGAUGGCGCUAACUGCGAGAAUAAUAUAGAUGACUGCGAUCCAAACCCUUGUCAAAAUGGCGGUACCUGUGCCGAUGGCGUCAACUCGCACACCUGUACUUGUGUAGAUGGCUAUGAUGGAGCUAAAUGCGAGAAUA